AUGCAUACCAAAACUCUUGCUUGGAUCUUUAUGUCACUGCUUACCCCAGCCAUUCGUGGAGCGAAAAUUGGCAAGAGGACAGAAGCCGACCUCGUUACUCAUACUGUACCCCUCGGUGCAAGAGAUGAAAGUUACGACAACGAAGCCUGGAAUUGGUGUCAACAGGAACAGGAUGGAGUGGCUCUUUGGCGCCCGAGCGACCCCUUGAAUGACAGCACUGCUUCGAUGUAUCAUCGGUAUGACGAUACUUCACGGCGUCAACCGAGAUCGACAGUGGAAAUGGAUGAUGUGAGGGAGUCACUGAUCAUUGGAGGUCCAUCGGGCAAGAAGGAGAGCAGUCCCCUUCUUCAAGCGCGUUUAGCAGUUAUGGCUGCUUGGGCCAACACUGAUGCAGGUAGGAUUGAAAGCAAUUUCAGGAAUGUAACAAACGGUGGUUUCCCCUGGUGUCUCCCUGGGAAAGAUAUGCUGUCCAUCCAACCCGAGAGAAAGAAUGACAGCAUCAACGGCAUGACCCAGAAAGGUGACGACUUGAGGAACCUUGUUCAUUCAGCUCGUGCACAAGUAGCCGCAAAGCUUGCCGCAACCUGGCCUUGGUUUCUCAACCGCGCUUAUCUGAAGUGUGACAUCAAGGAUGAUGCAGCCAGCAACCCGCAGGAUAACCCUUGGGGGAGAGGGGAAGAACAUGCGGUGAAAUUCUUGUCAGCUCUGACUGGACGUGAUUGCCAGAUUGACGGAGGUUUCGAGGCGAAUAACACCCUCGUGAACAGUUUUCUGUAUAAAAGUUGGCGAUCUGUGAGAUAUUCCGCUUAUACAAGUUCAAAAGCUAUCCGGUUGUGCUCACAAGAAUCCGGUCCCUUUUAG
This is a messenger RNA of Filobasidium floriforme, 861 nucleotides long. RefSeq lists its product as uncharacterized. The record is from RefSeq and is a predicted model, not a curated record. Lineage: Eukaryota; Fungi; Basidiomycota; Tremellomycetes; Filobasidiales; Filobasidiaceae. Bases 1 to 861 code for a protein of 286 amino acids. The transcript has 3 exons.